AUGAUGACGUCGAAGCAAAAAGUCAAUGUGGUGCUUGAUGUACUCAUUAUCGUAUUUGCGUCGUUGACAAUCUUAGUAUCAGUUCUCAUAACAUUCAUCAUGUUAUUUUGUCAAUCGCCAACACGGUCCGAUCGAAUUGCCCAUUUAUUAUGCAUGAAUAUGUAUAUCAGUCUUUUUAUCGGUUGUGCUUUUGGUUUAGAGAUGUAUUGUUAUACACUUUACGGUCAUCUACAUCCUGGCAUUUCAUUUGAUGGCAAUUGGUGCCAUUACAAAGCUUACUUACUCUAUGUUAGCGGAUGUAGUUUCUUCUACUCAUAUCUCCUUCAAGCGGUCUAUCGACUUUGUCGAAUUGUAUUCUAUCGAAAGCAGUUCCUACAAUCGCCGGUCAUAUACUUCGGUGGAAUCAUUCUCCAAUGGACAAUGAGUUUUGCUCAAGUUAUGCCCGUGUUUCUUCUCAAAACAUCUGAAUAUCUUCCCAACGAUUAUCAUUGUCAAAUCGCAUUACAUAAUAUUCGAGGAUUAUUAACUGGCUUAGCAUUGGUACAUAUGGUGCCCAUUUCUCUAACCACAACUUGCUAUAUUUAUACGGUUGUUCAUAUUCGUAGACAUGCACAAGUGAUGAAAAGCACUCGAAGACGUGACCGCGAACGCCGAGAUCUCGUUGUCUUAACUCGAGUAUUUUUACUAUUGACUGCUAUGAUUGCAUCAGGAUUGCCACAGUUGGGCAUAAGUAUCUUCUAUCAAAUCUAUGGAUAUCUUCCAUAUUGGUCAACGCAAUUUCAGUGGCUAACAGCAACAUUUUCGGUCUUUUGUAUAUCUAUCAUCAUCAUAUUUGUUUCGCCGAAUUUGCAUACGUUUUGGAAGAAAUCAUCUUCAUUGCAAAAUGAAGUUUACGACAGUUAA
Messenger RNA from Adineta ricciae, 903 nucleotides. NCBI's taxonomy places the organism in Eukaryota, Metazoa, Rotifera, Eurotatoria, Adinetida, Adinetidae. The record is from the annotation of a GenBank genome assembly.